GGAGAAUACAAAUUGUCCACUCUUCAGACCGGAGAUGGCAGGAUAGAUGUAUUUUGCUUAAUAAUGUUGUUGUUUUUUACGAAAAAUGUGCUUCAUGUGCAAAAUAAUUUGAUAUUACUGUUUGCAGGAUCGAACCCUAUCAUCACGUCAAGGAACAUAAAUAAUGUAAUCGUUUUCUACACGGAGCUCUUUUAUCGCAACACCAGCGUCUACACAUGUCAACAACGCACUAGUCUAUGGCAGAACUGUGGUCAGCUAUCUCUGCUGCUUUGCCUGUGACGGAGGCAGAAUUUCCACUUGACUUCAGUGAAAAAGUUGAGCCCAGUGUGGUGGAUGUGCUGAAACGUUGCAGGCAGCAGCUGUACACCAGGAGCGGUCGAUGGAGGCAAAACGCUCAGAUAAUCUUGGACUUUUCCUGGGAGAAGCUCAACACAGGAACGUGGCGUGAUGUGGACAAGGAGUGGAGGUGUUUGUAUUCAUAUGGCUGCCUGUUCAAAGUAGCUGCCCUAUGCCGUGAUGAUGCCUCACCAGCUACAGUGCAGGAGGCCAUACGGACAUGUGACUUGGGCCUGCUCAUGGGGGCAGCCAUCAUGGACAAUAUUUUACAAACCAUUGUAAGGAUCCUGCAAAAUGAAAUCGGGAAGAGGCACUCCAAUGAGGAGGAUCCUAGUGAAGGAGUUAGUGCCAAGAAAAUGAAGGUUGACUGUGUGUCAGUGCCUGUGGUCAAGCAGGCUCUGGCAGUACCAAGGAUACAUUGUCCAUCAUUGGAGAGCUUCAAGAAAGAUUACUUGGACCCCCAAAAGCCAGUCAUAUUAGAGGGUAUCAUAGAUCACUGGCCAGCCUUCAAAAACCACCCUUGGAGCAUAGAAUACCUGCAAACUGUUGCUGGUUGUCGGACUGUACCUGUUGAAGUAGGCUCAAGAUAUACCGAUGAGGAAUGGUCACAGACACUCCUUACGGUCAAUGAAUUCAUUGAGCGCUAUAUUGUUGUGAAAGACACAUCAAGUUUGGGAUAUCUUGCUCAGCACCAGCUAUUUGAUCAGGUCCCCGAGCUGAAAGACGACAUCCGUAUCCCUGACUACUGUUGUCUUGGUGAGGGAGAUGAAGAUGACAUCACAAUCAAUGCUUGGUUUGGGCCAGGAGGUACAGUGUCCCCCCUUCAUCAGGAUCCUCAACAGAACUUCCUGGCUCAGGUGGUUGGGAGAAAGUACAUUCGUCUGUAUUCCCCUGAGGACACUGAGAAACUCUACCCUCACCAAUUGCAGCUCCUACACAACACUAGUCAGGUGGAGGUGGAGAGCCCAGACGUGGUACGAUUCCCAGAGUUUGUGAAGGCUCCCUACCUAGAGUGUGUGUUGCAGCCUGGGGAGGUCUUGUUCAUCCCAGUCAAGCACUGGCAUUACGUGCGUUCUUUGGAGCUCAGCUUUUCUGUGAGCUUCUGGUGGUCAUGACCCAUGAUGAGGGAUCCAGAUUCAGGUUGUUUUUAGUCAGAAUUUUAGUUAUUGCAGUAGUCUUGUAAAAUACAAGUCCUGUGCUCACAUAUGUUGUGACUUAGGUCUGAAUGUUAUUUUCUUAAACAAUCAUUAACA
This is a messenger RNA of Salvelinus fontinalis (brook trout), 1589 nucleotides long. Its product is annotated as lysine-specific demethylase 8. The record is from RefSeq and is a predicted model, not a curated record. Gene Ontology annotation, cellular component: nucleus. The coding region runs from base 237 to 1451 and encodes 404 amino acids. Gene Ontology annotation, molecular function: histone H3K36 demethylase activity. The transcript is spliced from 8 exons. NCBI's taxonomy places the organism in Eukaryota, Metazoa, Chordata, Actinopteri, Salmoniformes, Salmonidae.